Colletotrichum gloeosporioides is the source of this 1497-nucleotide messenger RNA. RefSeq lists its product as uncharacterized. Gene Ontology annotation, molecular function: zinc ion binding; DNA-binding transcription factor activity, RNA polymerase II-specific. Lineage: Eukaryota; Fungi; Ascomycota; Sordariomycetes; Glomerellales; Glomerellaceae. The transcript is spliced from 5 exons. Bases 1 to 1497 code for a protein of 498 amino acids. The record is from RefSeq and is a predicted model, not a curated record. Gene Ontology annotation, biological process: regulation of DNA-templated transcription.
AUGGUCUACUACGGUGCCCUCAGCAAAGGAUGCCAGCGCUGUCGAAAACGCAAAUGUGACCAACGAAGACCGGGAUGCCUCAAAUGCGAGAAGGGCAAGACGCAGUGUCCCGGCUACCGGGAUCUGGCAGAUGUUCUGUUUCGCGACGAACGUCAAAGAAUCAAGAACAGAUUUCACAAAAGUCCUGAGCCUGAGAGAGACGAAACCCUUCUCGACAUCCAGCUACACGACGUUUGUACAGGUACAGAUGUAGGACUAACCGACUUCGUACGGACGGCUAUCUCUUCAGGCACGAUAUCCACGAGCUUGGGACAGACACUAGAAGACCGAGCAGCCAACUUCUUCUUUGCAUAUUACACGACAACUGGACCGCCAUUUGGCGAUACAUAUCAGGAGUGGUUGGCUCAAACGUAUCUGGAAGACAUCCCUAGCAACGUCGUCCGGGCAGCGGUCCAAGCCGUAGGAAUGGCGGCGAUAUCCAACGUACACAAUGCACCCGAUGUGAUUAUCCAGGCCAAAGAACGAUACUGUCAAGCCUUGAACGCCACGAACUUAGCCUUACGCGAUCCGACCCUGGUCGCAGCGGACUCAACUCUCAUGGCGAUCCUCCUGCUGGGGCUCUUUGAGACCGUUACUUUUGAAAACUGGAGAGAUUACCAGACUUGGGCGACACACAUCGAGGGAGCCACAGCACUGCUUCAAGUUCGCGGCCAAGAACAAUUUUCUCGUGAGUUGGGUAUACAACUUUACAUGCAGUUCAGAAAUCAGAUACUUCAAGCCUGUAUCCAGCGAGGCGCAAGAGUCCCCGCCGCUUUGGUGGAGGUGACCACGGAAUUCGAGUCCAGCAGACUCGGGAUGCGCUACGUAAACAAUCGUCCAGGAUCUUUGGCUCUAAUCGGUUUCCGAAUCGUCAAUCUCCGCGCAGAUAUCAAGAGUCAGCGAAUCACGGACCCUGACGCCAUCUGUCAGAUCAUACUCGACAUCAAAAGCGAUUUGCAGGCCUGGGCAGCACUGCAGACUCACAGAGCUUACUAUGUGACUGAGGUCAUUGAAUCUCGCACCGGAACGUAUUUCAACGGAAAACGUCACGUAUAUACCAGCGUCUGGGGAGCGCAAGUCUGGAAUAAUUGGAGGUCGUUGGGUAUUCUGGCUAAUGAGAUUCUUCUGAACUAUGUGGACCAGCAGAACGCGUAUAAUGAGUCUUUGAAAGAGGCAAUGCGGUUUGAGGCCUUUUCAGCAAUUCGCAAUCUGUCAACCGAUAUUUGCAUAUCAACGACAGAUCUCUCUGGUUCACCAAGAGCGUCGACGAUGAUUUGGCCACUGUACAUCGUGUCGCAGGAGGAGAUGAAUAGUGCCGCGGUGCGGUCUUGGGCUGCGGAUCAUCUGCACGGCAUCAAAGUGUCUCUGGGAAUCAAACAAGCUGCUGUCUUGGCCGAUGCUGCGUGCCCAAAUUGGAGGGAACCCGGACUAAUGUCGAGUAUUGACAUCGGUUCAUGA